CUGUUUUCGACGGCGGUGAAGAUUCUGAAAAUUAUGUCUGAGGAUUCCGCCAUUUUGGUUAAAUGUAUACUAGUUGGCGAAAGCGGAGUUGGGAAAACUAGCCUGGUCGUUAGUUACACGAAGGACGACUACCCCGUCAAUCACGAACCAACUGCCUUUGAUACUUACGUUGUUGAUCUCCGUGUCGAAAACCGUCAAGUUAACCUCGAAAUAUGUGAUGCCGGUGGCGCGGUCGGUGUUCGUUCACUCCGAGAGCUGGCCUACCCUGACGUGCACGUGGUGAUUCUCUGUUUCUCUGUGGUCCAACCAGAGACCCUCUGGGCCCUUCGUGAUCGGUGGCUGCCCGAGCUGGCCGCCAGCAACCUCGCCCUCAACCCAUCCGCCACAGAAACUGCCGUUCGAAUCGGCUGCCUGCCCUCCAGCACGUCCACUUCCUACCCCCCUGGUCCGUCCUUUAUCCUUGUGGGCUGUGCUUGUGACCUGCGAAAUGACAUCAAGCGACUGCUCGACUUGUCUGCUAGAAAUGAGCUUCCAGUGGACGACAGUGUCGCCCAGCGUCUCGCAGUCGAAUUCGGCGCCGAGGCCUACAUCGAAUGCUCUGCACUGACGCAGAAACAAUUGAAGAAGGUGUUCGAUUUGGCCGUUUGGUAUGGUCUGCGCUCCAAAGAGGCAAUGGAGUCUCCUCUGAGGAAUUACAUAUCCCCUGAACACCUCGGCAGUAGAAGGUGUAGCUCGCGAAAAAUGAGGCGGCGGAAGCAUCACAGUUUUGAUGAUGUGAAUAAUCAAAUGGUACAACAUCCAAAUAGCCUCACUUCAUCACAGAGGUCCAUUUGGAAGAAACUCCUAUGCUUACGUUGA
Molecule: messenger RNA, 858 nt
Organism: Mesocestoides corti
Lineage: Eukaryota; Metazoa; Platyhelminthes; Cestoda; Cyclophyllidea; Mesocestoididae
Source: the annotation of a GenBank genome assembly